Messenger RNA from Exophiala aquamarina CBS 119918, 468 nucleotides. RefSeq lists its product as uncharacterized. Gene Ontology annotation, biological process: mitochondrial respiratory chain complex I assembly. The record is from RefSeq and is a predicted model, not a curated record. The coding region runs from base 1 to 468 and encodes 155 amino acids. NCBI's taxonomy places the organism in Eukaryota, Fungi, Ascomycota, Eurotiomycetes, Chaetothyriales, Herpotrichiellaceae. Gene Ontology annotation, cellular component: mitochondrial inner membrane. The transcript has a single exon.
AUGGACAUCUUUGCAAAUGCCGGUGCGGUCACGCCAGCGAACAGCAUUGACGCAUGCACAAGCGAUGGAUUCCACCUCAAUAACGGUCAGCAGACUGCCGGUGGCUUGGGAUUGCUCUUGCUUGAUGGCGAGGCAUUUGUGUGGACUCCUUGGGAUAGCAGAGCAGGAAAGGAGACAGCAGGCUUCGGCAAGCUCCUUGACAAGAGAGGAAUCAUCAAUCUUCCGCCAUCUUCGCUGGGAGUGUUGGAACUGGUCUACCCGAAGCCAGAUCUCCUCCUUAUAGGCACAGGGCGCAAAUUAUGGAUGUUGGGCAAGGAAACCAGGAAAUAUUUGUCUGAGGCACUAGGGAUCAGGGUAGAUGUCAUGGACACGGGAAAUGCAGCGGCGGCAUACAAUCUACUGGCAACUGAAAGAGGUAUCACUCAGGUCGCCGCAUUGAUGAUCCCUAAUGGAUUUCGCGGUUCGUAA